GCAGACCUGUUUCCUGGAUGCAGUGGAGAUUUUCCAGGAUAGAAAAACUCCAUAGUCUAGACAUAGCCUGGGGACCCAGGUCAGAUACAGCUCCCUGAGGCCCAGGUCUGUCCCAGCCACAACAGGGCUGCUGGGAGGGUGAGAAAUGGCCCCAGCCGCCCCCAGGGCUGAGCUCUGCCCCUCACGCCAUGAUUCUCUCUCCCCAGCGAUUGUGACUCUGGAUCCAGACACGGCUCAUCCCGACCUCGUCCUGUCUAAGGAUCGGAAACGUGUGAGAUGGGAACAUGCACGGCAGCCACUGCCCGACAACCCGGAGAGAUUUGACACUCGGCCCUGUGUGCUGGGCUGUGAGGGAUUCACUGCGGGGAAACAUUGCUGGGAGGUGGAGGUGGGGGGUGGGCAAUGGUCCGUGGGGGUGGCCAGAGAGUCUGUGAGCAGGAAGGGAGGGAUCAGCCGUAGCCCUGAGGGGGCGAUCUGGGCUGUGCAGCAGAGGGGAAGGGGUCAGUUCCAGGCUCUCACCUCCCCUGUAACUCCCCUGCACCUGAGCCUCCCCCACAGGAUCCGGGUUUGUCUGGACUGUGACCGGGGGCAGGUGACGUUUAUCGAUGCUGGUGCCAAGGCCCCGAUCUUCACUUUCCCACCAGGCUCCCUUCCUGGGGAGAGAAUCCGACCCUGGCUCUGGGUGGGGCAGGGAUCCUCGCUCAGCCUGUGCCCCUGAAAUCAGCGUCUCUGGCCUCAUCCACCCCCCAAUCUAUGUGACCUCACAGGACUCCCCUGUACCCAGCCCCUGGGUCCUCAUCUCUAUGAUGCUGAAAGCUCCUCCUCCCUCCCUGCAGCCCCAGGGAUGGGAGGGGGAAGAACCCCUGGGGCUGCAGGAGGAGCAAAGAGGCAGAGUCUGGGGCUGGGCAGGGGCAGAACUAACAGCCAGGGUGGGGACAAGCCCAGGUCCUGGCUGGGCAGGGGCAGAAGUAACAGCUGGGCUGGGGACAGGCAGAGUUGGGCGUGGCAGGGUGUGCGUGGGUGGAGAUAAGCUGGAAGCUGCACAGCAGCAGGGGGGUGAUUUGUACCAGUCUGUGUUCUCAGAUCUCAUUGGGGUCUCCAGACGGAGUGCUGGCUGCAGGAGCCAAAGUCACCUUCCCCUGUGACUGUGGAGCAGCCAGCAACACUCGGAACCAGUGUUUCUCUAAGAUUUUCCAUCCCUGAGUGGAGGGAGUUUGGCCUUGUGCACCAACACUGAGGUCAUGGGCGCUUGUUGGGCGUGCGCCAUGAAGAUUCAUAUUUAAACAUGAGUCUUGUCACUUCAGUACAAAUAACUUUUGAAUAAAUGUUAUUCGAUUCUAUUGCGUAUGAAACACGACUUUCAGCCUGAGUCCAUGUGCAUAUUUCCCUUAAUACGCAUGUUUUCAUUCCUUUGAAGAAUACUGCUCUUAGGAUAUAUCUAGACUACAUGCGUCCUUUGAAAGAGACUUUUUUGAAACGAUCUUUCGAGAAAGCUUCUUUUGAAAGACAGCAUCCAAACUACAUAAAGUGGAUUGAAAAAAGGGCACCCAAAACCACUUUGGCAGCUCAUGGAGGCAGCGUUUAAUUCCGGGUUCUGCUGCAUGGCCUUUGCAAAGACACGUGCUUAAAGGGACCCCCGGGGACAGCUGUUUCUCUGCUGCUGCAGCUGGCUUGUAUA
Pelodiscus sinensis (Chinese soft-shelled turtle) is the source of this 1678-nucleotide messenger RNA. Lineage: Eukaryota; Metazoa; Chordata; Testudines; Trionychidae. The record is from RefSeq and is a predicted model, not a curated record.